Molecule: messenger RNA, 849 nt
Organism: Naegleria lovaniensis
Lineage: Eukaryota; Heterolobosea; Eutetramitea; Acrasida; Naegleriidae
Exons: 2
Coding region: 1-849 (282 amino acids)
Source: RefSeq, a predicted model, not a curated record
AUGAUGACCACUAUGAAUCCGAGGUCCGCUUCCUCAUCACACAGAACCCCAAAAGAGCUUGAAUGCAUUCAUCAUGAUGAGGAUGAUUUAACUAGCAAUUGCUCCGAUUUAGCACUAUCUGAUAAUGAACAAAACAAGGCAAUAAGUCUGCCUAGGACCAUACAACGACAACAUCAAGACAUGAACAAGGACGGUAAAUCCACUCAAGACAGUCAAGGGUCUCUCACGAGUGGCAUUUCAACUGCUAUGCAUUUGUCUGCAAUUUCAAAAGAAGCAACGACACAAUUCGUGCCAGAAAAGGAACAUGAAUUGUUUUUCAACUCUGCACAGCAGUUGGAAGAUGCGUUGUCGGGUGACGAGUAUUUGGCACAGGUAUCGAUACAAUCAGAAAAAUUAUCAUUACAGGAUGAGGAUUUGCAUGCUCAACUGGAACUUGGAUCAUUAUUUGUAGCAAACGACCACAAUUCUUCGAACUAUCAAAUGGAAACAAUUGAUACAACAAAAAACGAAAUCAUUAACAACAGCCACACUCUUUGUGACGCAACAGAAAACGCAUCUGUUUCGUGUUCGUAUGAAGAAACAACCUCUGCAGAGUAUUCGAGUGUGAAUACUGAAUGUGAAGAACCACACAAGCAAUGCUUAAAGACUGAACAGAAAAUCGAACCGACACUUGUGGACGAAGUGGAACAACAAUCAAUUGAAAAUGUUGCGGCGUUCUCUCAUCAAACUCAAGAAUAUGCAUUAUCACCACAACCACAAUAUGUAAAUAUUUCAACAAACCUUCAACUUGAGAACAUUCUCCUAACUUUAAUGUGGCAACCAUUCCCAAACGAAAACUGGAAGCCUUGA